Molecule: messenger RNA, 423 nt
Organism: Protopolystoma xenopodis
Lineage: Eukaryota; Metazoa; Platyhelminthes; Monogenea; Polystomatidea; Polystomatidae
Source: the annotation of a GenBank genome assembly
AUGAACGCAUUGAAUGGAUGCAUAGCAGGCCUAGCCGAUCGGCAAUCUUCAGGAGAGGUAGCGACCGGCCGAAUCGGGUCAAAUUACGAUUCGAAUUCUCAGUCCACGGGUGGCACUUACACCUGUAAGUCUGUUCCAUUCGCGGGGCGAACUUCAGUCCUCAAGUCGGAGGAGACAAUUUCUAAACUUCCCAUCAAUAGUGCAGCCAUGCACCCGCGUCACAUUCCUGCCAUCGUUAAAGAGCGUCGGCCACAUGAGGUCAGCCAAGAGGUGAUGCUCUAUUUCUGCGAACUGACUGAGGCUUGUGUAGGCGCUAGUGAAAGCCGGCGUCACGAAGCCUUAGAAAAUGCCGCUGUUGACACCGGUCUACAGCCAAUUUUACCACACCUCGUCAUUUUUAUUACUGAAGGAGUAAGUUAUUAG